Spodoptera littoralis (African cotton leafworm) is the source of this 8304-nucleotide messenger RNA. The record is from the annotation of a GenBank genome assembly. NCBI's taxonomy places the organism in Eukaryota, Metazoa, Arthropoda, Insecta, Lepidoptera, Noctuidae.
AUGUCUUUGGGUCUUUCACAGAAUAUCGACAAGACCUAUGUGAAAAUAAUGUAUCGCGCGCGAGACAUAGUGAACUGUGUGGAGACGUGCACCUCCGACGACACGCUGAAGCAGCUGCUGCCGCACCUCUACGAGCAGUUGGAGGCUUGCCAGAAGUCGCUCACGGGGUACCUGGAGACCAAGCGGCUUAUCUUCCCCAGGUUUUUCUUCGUAUCAGAUCCAGUGCUACUUGAAAUUCUUGGACAAGCUUCGGAUCCCGUUUCCAUACAGAAUGAGUACCUGGGCAUAACUGAGCGACUUGUGAUUACACCGCUGACAGAUCGGUGUUACAUUACGCUAUCGCAGGCCAUAGGUAUGAGCAUGGGAGGUGCACCCGCCGGGCCCGCUGGCACUGGUAAGACCGAAACCACCAAAGAUAUGGGUCGAACGCUGGGCAAGCUAGUCAUUGUCUUCAACUGCUCCGACCAGAUGGACUUCCGAGGUUUGGGCCGCAUUUAUAAAGGCCUGGCUCAGUCAGGCACAUGGGGCUGCUUCGACGAAUUCAAUCGAAUUGAAUUACCUGUACUGUCCGUGGCUGCGCAGCAGAUAUACAUUUGUCUCACAGCCAGGAGAGAGAAGCGAGACUUCUUCAUUUUCAGUGAUGGUGACACAGUGAGUUUAAAUCCCGAGUUUGCUUUCAUCAUUACCAUGAAUCCGGGCUACGCUGGACGUCAAGAGCUACCGGAAAACUUGAAAAUUCAGUUUCGCUCAGUUGCUAUGAUGGUUCCAGACAGGCAAAUUAUUAUCAGAGUCAAAUUAGCCAGUUGUGGUUUUAAGGAUAACAUUGUCUUAGCUCGUAAGUUCUUUACAUUGUACAAAUUGUGUGAGGAGCAGUUGUCGAAGCAGGUGCACUACGACUUUGGGUUGCGGAACAUUCUGUCCGUGUUGCGAACUAUGGGCGCGCAGAAACGAGCGAAUCCAGAUAGCACAGAGGAGAACAUCAUGAUGAGAGUGUUGAAACAAUGCAUUGACGUACUGUCAGGAUUACUGCUUGUUGAACUACCCGGUUGCAAGGCUCCCACGGAUCGCCAUCUUGAACGCUUGUUCAUAUUCGCGAUGAUGUGGUCACUGGGUGCUGUGCUGGAAUUAGACAUGCGAAUCCGUAUGGCAGAAUUCAUGACUAAGUUGCCUGUGAAAAUGGACUGGCCUGGCGGAAGAUCCAAAGAAUGGAUCAUGCCUUUCGACUACAUGGUUAAUGCUAGUGGUGGUUGGGAGCACUGGUCUGAGAGUGUAGAGAACUAUAUAUACCCACCUGAUAAUAUACCGGAGUACGCUUCAAUCUUGGUACCGAACGUGGAUAAUGUGUGCAUUACGUUUUUGAUUGAUAUCAUUGCCAGUCAGAACAAAGCAGUGCUAUUGAUUGGUGAAGAAGGCACUGCUAAAACGGUCAUGUUAAAGGGUUAUAUGUCUAAAUACGAUAACGAGGUGAAGUUAUUUAAGGUGGUAAACUUCUCGUACGCAACGACACCUAAUAUGUAUCAAAGAAUAAUUGAAUCGUACGUGGAGAAGAGAGUGGGUAUGACAUACGGGCCUCCGGGUGGCCGAUCUAUGACAGUGUUCAUAGACGAUAUAAAUAUGCCUGUAGUUAAUGAGUGGGGUGAUCAGAAAGCUUAUCUAGCGUCUAUUCUUCAAUCACACAUUUCCAGGUGGGAGUUCGUACUGAACAAGCUCGUAGGCUUCCAAGACCUGUUCAACGAACAGAUCAGAGGAGCGCACCUGGACUUGGUGUUCUUCCACGAUGCGAUGGUUCAUCUCUUUAUCAUAUCACGCAUCAUUAACACUCCACGAUCUUACAAUGUGAACAACUUUAUGGACGACAUAAAAGUGUUGUACCGCGUAGCCGGCCUGCAGGGACGCGGCAUCUCCUUCAUAUUUACUGACAAUGACAUCAAAGAUGAGCAGUUCUUAGAGUUCCUUAAUAAUAUCCUGAGCUCGGGAGAAAUUGCGAAUCUUUUUCCUAAGGACGAAAUGGAUGAGAUCUUGAACGAGUUGCAACCGAUAAUGAAGAAGUUGGCUCCUCGAAGGGUCCCGGUUCCAGAUGUGUUGUAUGAGUACUUUAUCAUGCGGUCAAGAGCGAAUUUACAUGUCGUUUUAUGUUUUUCACCGGUUGGUGAAAAGUUCAGAAGUAGAGCUUUGAAAUUCCCUGGCCUGAAAUCAGGGUCUACAAUGGACUGGUUUCAGAAAUGGCCCAAAGAAGCUCUAAUAGAAGUAGCCCACCACUUUCUGUGGGAGUUCGAGGUGCUGGCGGCCGUGGCAGACACUCAGGCGGCUGCCGAGGUUGUAAAGGCCGAGGUGCUGGAGGUGAAGGAUCGCGCCGUCAAGCUUGUCAGCGUCAUCGCAGCUGAGACCGCCAUCGCUGAGGAAAAACUGGCCGAUGCAAAGCCUGCGCUUGACGCUGCAGAAGCCGCACUACUCACCAUCAAUUCUGCUGACAUCGCAACUGUUAGGAAAUUGGGCAAGCCUCCUCAUCUCAUCACGCUCAUUAUGGAUGCUGUAAUUCUUUUGUUUAGAAAGCGUAUCGAUUCUAUAAAACCAGAUCCUGAGAAACAGUUUUUGACACCUUCGUGGAGUGAAUCUUUAAAGUGUGAGUUGGCGCAUGUACAGCGUCAGUUCGACGAGGCGAUGACACUGAAGCAGGCGGUGCUGGAUGACGCCGCUCUAUGCCAACAAAAAAUGGAUGCCGCUUCUGCCCUUAUUAACGGUCUUAGCGGAGAGCGCAUCCGCUGGACUGAGCAAUCUGCACUCUUUAGGUCUGAAAUUGAGCGCUUGGUCGGUGAUAUUCUACUACUUACUGGAUUCUUGUCAUAUUCCGGACCCUUCAAUCAAGAAUUUCGUAAUUUGCUGAUAAGCAAUUGGCUUGGAGAUUUGAUAAAUAGAAAAAUUCCUGUGACCUUGAAUUUAAAUAUAACAAAUGAACUUACGGAUAAUGCUACAAUUGGUGAGUGGAACUUAUGCGGAUUGCCUACCGAUGAACUGUCGAUACAAAACGGUAUUAUUGUGACGAAAGCUGCUCGUUUUCCAUUACUAAUCGACCCGCAAACACAAGGAAAGAACUGGAUUAAAAACAUGGAGAAAUAUAAUCAAUUAAUUGUCACUACUUUAAACCACAAAUAUUUCAGAAACCACGCAGAAGACUGUGUGUCCUUGGGUCUACCUAUGUUGAUAGAAGAUGUUGCAGAAGAGUUAGAUCCAGUUCUGGACAAUAUACUUGAAAGAAAUUAUAUCAAGAUAGGGUCUUCUUAUAAGGUCAAAUUCGGCGACAAAGAAAUAGAUGUAAUGCUAAGCCAUAAGAUAUAUAUUACAACGAAACUACCAAAUCCUGCUUAUACGCCAGAAGUUUCAGCCCGGACGUCUAUUAUCGACUUUACUGUAACUAUACAAGGCCUAGAAGAUCAACUAUUAGGUCGUGUGAUCUUAACAGAGAAGGCGGAAUUAGAAGCGGAACGAACUCAACUGAUAAUGGAUGUGACGGCCAACCGACGCAAGAUGCAGGAACUGGAGAGUAACUUAUUGCAAAAGUUGACUACAAUUGAGGGCUCGCUAGUUGAAGAUGUAUCACUGAUUCAAGUACUGAACGUCACCAAAGCAACUGCCACAGAGGUAAAAGAAAAAUUGGACAUUGCCAAAGAGACAGAGAUGAAAAUAAAUGCCGCUCGCGAGGAGUACCGGCCCGUGGCGACACGUGGCUCCGUGCUGUACUUCCUCAUUUGCAACAUGUCGCUAGUAUGCAACAUGUAUCAGACCUCACUGGCGCAGUUUUUGGAGCUUUUUGACUUAUCCAUAGAGCGUUCGCCACAAAGCCCCAUUAUGUUACGGAGAAUCGGUUUUAUAAUUGACUAUUUGACAUUCGACGUAUUUAAAUUCAUUUCCCGAGGUUUCUACGAGAAACACAAAUAUUUAUUUACUGUACUCUUGACAUUGAAGAUAGACUUGCAGAAAGAACAUAUUAUAUUUGACGAGUUUCAGACUUUUAUUAAAGGUGGCGCAGCGUUAGACCUUAAUACCUGUCCUCCUAAACCAUAUAAAUGGAUAACUGACAUGUCAUGGCUGAAUUUAGUUCAACUUUCUAAUCUGCGUCAGUUUACAGAAAUACUAGCUCAAGUUGGUAACAACGAGAGAGGAUGGAAGGCUUGGUUUGACAAAGAAGCGCCAGAAGACGAGCCUUUACCAGACGGUUACAACACUCUAGACGUGUUCAGAAAGCUGCUGGUAGUGCGCGCGUGGUGUCCUGACAGGACUCUAGCACAAAGUUUGAAGUAUGUCGUAAAUUCCAUGGGUGCUCGGUACUCUGAAGCAGUUAUAGUCAAUUAUGAGAAUAUGGUAUUAGAAUCUCGUCCACUUGUUCCUCUAAUUGGUUUUUUGGCCAUGGGCUCUGAUCCAACACCUUCUAUCGAGACAACUGCUAAGCGCAUGGAGACUAUUUGUGCAUCUAUAUCUAUGGGUCAAGACUUUGGAUUACCACGGAGGUACACCCAAGGUUUCCUAUUACUCUUCUGCAAAUGUCCAUUAAAUAUACAUGUGAGCCACCUUCUGAACCAUUUAGAUUCUCUAGAGCCGGGGCAACCUGUUAGCUGGACUACUGUGCGUUAUAUGGUAUCAGCAGUCCAAUACGGCGGGCGAGUGACUGAUGACUACGAUACACGACUAUUGGUAACCUUCUGUAAAGUGUUGUUCUCAGACCAACUUUUUCAUGAUGACUUUCAAUUCUACAAGGGAUAUGGCAUGCUUAAGUUUAAGAAUAUACCCGAGUACCUGGAGGCUAUUGAGACAAUGAAAACUGUGGAUCCGCCUCAAGCAUACGGCCUGCACACCAACGCAGAUAUCACUUACCAGCGUAACACUACUCUAGAACUUGUAGACACAAUAUUAUCUAUACAACCAAAGGAAGCAAGUGGAGAAGCUGGAGAAACACGCGAAGCCUCGGUAUACAGACAGACUAAAGAAAUGCUGGACAAAGUCCCCCCCAACUUUGAUCCACAUGAAGUAAUGGACAGGAAGGAGUAUUUGUCCACGAUAAUGGAAGGAAAUGAAGAAACUGCAGUACCACCUGAAGGUGCACCUGCUCCAGAAGCGGCACCUAAAGAAGAAGCUCCCGCAGUACCUCCAGAAGUACCUCCAGAAGUACCUCCAGAAGGAGCCCCCAAAGCACCUCCUGAGGCAGAGCGUGAAGAUGAUCAUGGAGAUGAUAUAUCGAUAACUAAAAAGAAGAUUGCGGAGGUCGCUCGAACUCUGUCACAUAAGAUGUCGUCAAUCCGGAGGAUGUCGUUUACAGAUGGAGAACGGAUCGAAGUAGACAAGACUGCCUUAGAAGCUAUACUUGACGUCAGUGCUCGUAUAGCAGGCAUUCAGAAGAGGAGCAGAUUGUCAAUGAGCACGUUGGCUUUAGCUCACGAAUCUUAUAAAGACAAGCAAGCCAAAGCUAAAGAAGCUCGUAAUAAUCGUAUGGGUGGACUCAAGCAACAGCACAGAUAUUUACUAGAAAAUUGUGCGCUUAUAUUGAAUAGACCAAAUGAGUUUGUCUUGGAUUAUUUCUUCGUUGUAUUCGAUGUUAAUCCGGAAACAGAUAAUGUUGUGUCCGCUAUAUACCAUACAAUGACUCGUGUGUAUCUUCCGGCACUCCAGGCCUGCAAGGGUUGGGGGGACAUUAACCCCCCAAACCCCAACAGUGCUACUAUCAUUAAAACUUAUGAGUCCAAGAUCAUGUUGUUUGUUGAUUACCUUGCAAUGUUCAAUGAGAUUGAAAACCCAGAUCGUUACGAUGUAAACCACACGAUCAACGAAUGCAAUGAACUGUUUGCAUAUUUUGCUACAAAAUGUGUUGAAGCAUUAAUUAAAUGCACGCGACAAAGUCUCGACUUGCUAAGACGAAGAGCUUCUGUAUCGAGUUUUCUGACAAUGACUAUUGAUCCCGAAGAACAGAAAAAAUUGAAACCGCUAAUGAUGACCAAUAUGUACUUACAAAUACCAAAGAUAUCGAUAAAACCUACUUUGGAGGAGAUACAGACGUCAUUUUCACAGGUGGUAUUGAAUUGUGUAAUGGAUGUCCAUCGGUACGUAUUUACGUGGGGACAACAAGAACAAAUAAAGAAGGAACGGAUGGCCGGGGUGUCGUUAACAGUUGCACGAAGCACAACAGGAUCUCGGUCGGGGUCCAAUGUAAGCGGAAUCCGAAGUUAUUUCCGAAUGGUAUCAGAGCACAAGGAUAUCGUCAGGGUAAUCAUGUUCCAAUCACGAUUCGACGAACUUUGGAGGAGAUUUGAAAUGUACUCCAGCGGCGAAAAAUUAUUUGGUAUGGAAGUGAAAGACUAUCCGAUAUUACAUCAAAAGAAGAAAGAAUUCAAUCUGUUGAGCAAAUUGUAUAGCUUGUAUUUGGCUGUAAUGAACUCCAUCGAUGGCUAUUUCGAAACACCCUGGGUGGAUAUACAGAUUGAACAGAUUGUCACACAAUUGGCCGAGUUUGAUGUCAGAUAUAACGCUCCAUUUAAGAGAGAUAUAUUGUUAUGGAUAAAUAAACUGGUGAGUACCAGUGAGAUCUUGGAGAAAUGGCUUCAAGUCCAGAAUUUAUGGAUGUAUCUAGAAGCGGUAUUUGUUGGCGGAGAUAUUGCCAAGCAGCUGCCGGCAGAGGCUAAGCGAUUUGGGGGUAUCGAUAAGACUUAUGUGAAAAUAAUGUAUCGCGCGCGAGACAUAGUGAACUGUGUGGAGACGUGCACCUCGGACGACACGCUGAAGCAGCUGCUGCCGCACCUCUACGAGCAGCUGGAGGCUUGCCAGAAGUCGCUCACGGGCUACCUGGAGACCAAGCGGCUUAUCUUCCCCAGGUUCUUCUUCGUAUCAGAUCCAGUGCUGCUUGAAAUUCUUGGACAGGCUUCAGACCCUCAUUCUAUACAACCACAUCUGCCGAGUAUUUUCGACGCAGUAUAUACUGUCGAUUUCGAUGAAAAAGACAGGAUUACCCAUAUGAACUCAAGUAAUGGCGAACGUAUACCGCUCGAAAUGCCGGUGGCGUGCCUUGGAGGAGUGGAGGCAGGUUUAUUGGGAAUGCAAAUAUUAUGGACUAGUGAUGCGGAGUAUGCUUUAAAGAAAGCCAAAGCAGAUCGUUACAUCAUGAGAAUCACCAAUCAAAAGAAUCUCGAUUUAUUGAAUGGUCUUAUUGAUCAAACUGUUAAAGAUCUGAUCCCACUUGACAGAACGCAAAUAGAGACUAUGAUCACUAUCCACGUACAUCAAAGAGACAUAUUUGAUGAUCUAGUCCGAUUGAGAAUAAAGACACCCGGAGAUUUCGAAUGGCAAAAGCAAGCCCGUUUCUAUUACUUUGAGGAUAGCGACGACUGUUUGAUUUCUAUUACAGAUGUCGAUUUUAUAUAUCAGAAUGAAUACCUGGGCAUAACGGAGCGACUUGUAAUCACGCCACUGACAGAUCAGUGCUAUAUUACGCUAUCGCAGGCUAUCGGCAUGAGCCAGGGAGGAGCGCCUGCCGGGCCAGCUGGCACUGGCAAAACAGAGACAACCAAAGACAUGGGCCGCACACUGGGCAAGCUUGUCAUCGUCUUUAACUGCUCCGAUCAGAUGGACUUCCGAGAUGGUCCGGUGGACGCUGUGUGGAUUGAGAAUUUGAAUUCCGUGCUCGAUGACAACAAGACGUUGACUUUAGCCAACGGGGACCGCAUUACUAUGGCACAGAACAGCAAGCUGGUGUUUGAACCAGACAACGUGGACAACGCAUCGCCUGCUACUGUAACCAAUGAAAUAGUUCGACAAAUGAUGGAAUGCGGUGGCUUCUACUCGCUAGACAAACCCGGAGACUUUAUUACUAUUGCUGAUAUUCAAAUGUUUGGUGCUAGUAUACAUCCAGUGACGCGUAUCAUGUGGCAGCAAACCAAGUUGGGAAUUCGUGUUGAACAAGCUCGUGGCUUCCAAGACCUGUUCAACGAACAGAUCAGAGGAGCGCACCUGGACUUGGUGUUCUUUCACGAUGCGAUGGUUCAUCUCUUUAUAUAUCACGCAUCAUUAAUACUCCACGGCAAUGCUUUGCUGGUAGGCGUGGGAGGUUCUGGGAAACAAAGCUUAACGAAGUUGGCCUCGUUCAUAGCCAAUUUUUCGUUCUAUCAAAUAACUUUGACCAGAUCUUACAAUGUGAACAACUUUAUGGACGACAUAAAAGUGUUGUACCGCGUAGCCGGUCUGCAGGGACGCGGCAUCUCCUUCAUAUUUACUGACAACGACAUCAAAGAUGAGCAGUUCUUAGAGUUUCUCAAUAAUAUCUGA